Glossina fuscipes is the source of this 1493-nucleotide messenger RNA. It is a transcript of the gene jigr1, whose product is annotated as putative mediator of RNA polymerase II transcription subunit 12. Gene Ontology annotation, cellular component: nucleus; transcription regulator complex. The record is from RefSeq and is a predicted model, not a curated record. The coding region runs from base 441 to 1433 and encodes 330 amino acids. Gene Ontology annotation, biological process: regulation of transcription by RNA polymerase II. Lineage: Eukaryota; Metazoa; Arthropoda; Insecta; Diptera; Glossinidae. The transcript is spliced from 6 exons.
AUACGGACGUGGUUGACGAAGUUGAUUGCAUCGUACUUCUGCAAUGCAUUGCCAUAUAGCAUAUAUAUGUUAAAGAAUUGAAAUGCACAUGUAAAUGUUUGGUAUGUUUAUGCGUGCGUUUGUGUGUGUGAGCGGCGUAUAAGCACAUAAGGAGACGUCUUUGCCAAUAUUAAAGAGCAUGAAGAGAAAUUCAAGUUUAAGUAGCAGAGAUGCUGAGCAGAAACCUCUAAAUAGAGUUAUCUGGAUGCCGUAACGGAUAGGUAGUUAGGGCAGCAGUAUCUUACGCUUCCUAAUUUUGGACGUGGUAUGCAUCCAGUCGUAACUGCUUAACAAGGCUCUGUUAGCGCAUUUACAGCGCGCUGUUAUAAAAGUUGUUUGUCAACCUGGCCCAUUUUAACGACUACACGCCUCGUCGCGGCCGACCUCGAAGUCUACCAGCAAUGGGAGAAUUUGACUUGAGUUUAAUUAACGAGUUUCGCAGUCGUCCAGCAUUUUAUGAUCGCAAUUGUCCAAAAUUCAAAGAUAAGAUUUACACAGCUCAUCAAUGGCAAGAAAUAUCAAACAAAUUGGGUUUCGAUGUUUCCAUAUUGAAAGACCGCAUGCUACAAUUGCGCAACCGUUACAAUUUGGAGAAACGUCGUUUGGAGCAAUUACGCGAAGAGAAUCCUAAUAAACCGAUAGAAUCGCUUUGGCCUUUAUAUGAGCAUUUACACUUUUUAUCUGAUCAUAUACGGGCUCGUAGAUCUUAUAAAAAAAUGGUGCCACUUCAAUCUCAGCAGCAGCAGCAGCAGCAACAGCAGCAACAGCAAAAACAAGACCUACAACAGCGACAUCAGCAGCUGCGACAUUUGCAGCUGCGUCAGCAAACAGAUGCCAGCUCUUCGGGAUGUAGCGGCAGCUUUGUCCAGCUUGGGCAAACGUAUCCCAAUACCUUGUUGAGUGUCAAAAUGGAAGAAGAUGAUUCGGAUGAUCAGGACUCUGACGCAGACACAGAAAGUAAUGAUAGAGAUGACACCAUUGCCUUUGAACCUUCAACUAUACUCUCCGAAGCUCAACAAAUACAUUCCACCGCGCGCAUCCAGCAAGAGCAAAAUUCCAUUAAUACAAGCUAUCAACCCACCAUUACUAUACGGCGUUUGGAUGCUUUACGUUCCCCUGAUCCGGCCGUAAUCGAAAAACCUAAUAAGAAACGUUCAUAUCAAUGCACGCAACCCGCCUUUUCCGCUGCAGAGUCAUCGCAAAUAACGCAUCAAAAAGAGCCUUGUCUGAGUUCGCGAGAAUUAAGAUAUGCCGCAUUUGGGAAUUUUGUAUCAUCAUCUUUGCAGGAUUUGCCUCAGAAUGCGGCCUUAGAAUUAGUGGAGAAAUUUACUUCAGAAAUUGUUAAAUCACUCUUGGAAAAAUCCGAAGAUUUCAAUGGUUUUCCCAGCGAUUGAAAUAUUUUUAAUUUCAUUUUCAUUUUCGUGAUAAUGAAAAAAUACAACAACAAUACCCUU